AUGACGCCCUCUUGGAAAUCAUUGCCUCCAGAGAUUCGUCUCCUAAUUCUACGAUGUAUUAUCCCUCAACAUCGACUCAAAAGAACCAUCACCGACCGUGGAUUCCCUCGAGCAUCGUUAUUAGCCACCGUGUCCAAAGAGUGGCGGUGCUUUUUCGAGAGAGAAACGUUUCGACGCAUGGAUCUAGAAGCGACCGAUUUGCAUAACUUUACAAAGAACGUUGGGGGGAAGAACGUCAUCAGGUUGAAUUAUAUAACCAACGUGUUGCUUACCAUCAAACUUGCAACAUACACCCGGCGUAUAGCAGACAAACCAGAGAGUGGAACGACUGCUACCCAGAACAACAGGACCUUUACAAAAGCUAUGGCAGUCCUUCUAAACACACUAUCUCACUGGGAAGGUCAAACUAGAGGAGGGCUUUUACUCGAGAUCCGCAUGUAUUCGCCUAGUGACAGGCUGUUUCAUGGCAAUCUAAUGCAGCUCUACGACGACUAUCCACUUCGGUUUGAAGAUGACCCACAGCUGUUGACUACAUUUAUGAGGUUUUGCAGGAGAAACAAGACACGGUUCAAGUCAUUCAGAGCUGCACAACGCUCUUUGGAUGUCGUGGGCCGGACGAAACGACUCCAUGGCACGCCGCUCGAGUUGAAGCCGUCACUGGUGAAGAAGCAACAUUUCUGCUCGAAAACAUUACGCAACCUCCCAAAGGCCCCCGUUGUCAAGGGUUUAAUUCUACGUGGGGAUUGCCGAAAAAGUAUUGCAGUGAAAACCCUCACCACGCUGUUUCGCGAAUGCUUCGUAGCUUUGGAAUCAUUCAAUUUUGUGCGAUGGUGUGGUUUUACAGAGGAACAAGAAACAACUUUCUUAAACGACCAGAUCUUCGUGGGGGGGUUGAUGCCAGCUUUCCCUGCUAGUCUCCAGCGAUUUGUCUUUCACAUACGUAGGGAUUAUGGUCGAUAUCUUCCCGACCGUUCCGACUUUGUACCCGAUGCUUUAUCGACUCUUUUGGCCCAUGCUUGCCAUAACUUUACCCAGUUCUGCCUCCCAAAUGAUGGGGUUAGCAGCCGGCUUUCUUUUUGGGAUGAAUUGAUGAGAGUUGAUGGGCGCGAAUCCAAGCUUCAGAGUCUAGCCUUCAAGACAAGGUAUCUUGGUCACAAUUCGAGCCAAUUAGCAGUGACAGAGUUCCUGAUCUUCAUCAGUGUCACAGUAAAGCGCUUGCCUGCAUUACGGACUCUGGAGCUAUGGAGUGCCAGCGAUGGAUUUGGCUGUUUGUUCCGGUGCACCCUAGAUGACUUCAGAGUCAAAAUCACAUGGCGAUGCACCGAUGACCGAUUCACUUUGCAGGAAGAAGCGGUGCGGUACUGGGCUCACAUGGCCUCAAACCGUCCUUUCGAGGUUAUAAAGGUUCCACUUACCAAAAGCAUAGAGUUCAACCCGAUGUUUAAGCUCUCGACUAUGCUGCGGGGGCUACAACUUAGGCAGCUGAGUUUUGACCCCAUUUACGAAGCUCAUACAAGGCUCGCUGAGAAAAUGGACGUGGGCACAUUGUUUGGUGUGGAAUGA
Molecule: messenger RNA, 1563 nt
Organism: Fusarium poae
Lineage: Eukaryota; Fungi; Ascomycota; Sordariomycetes; Hypocreales; Nectriaceae
Exons: 2
Coding region: 1-1563 (520 amino acids)
Source: RefSeq, a predicted model, not a curated record